GGGGCAUGGAGCCGACCCUCCGUAGAAACAGGAGCGGGGGUGUCGAGCAGGGACCCCGGGGAAACAGGCGAAAGGCGAGAGGCGGUAGUCCAACCCUCCGGGAGAGAUGAGGAGGCGUUGGCACAGCCCUCAGACGCCGGGACAGAGGUGCCUCGGCGACGUCAUCGUCUCCGAUGAGACGGAGCAGGAACAGAGCAGGGAGAGUGCAGCGGAGGCGGAGAGCUGUCUCGCUCCAGGCAGAGGAAGCGUGCAGCGCCAAACUCAGGCUCCGAACUGUGAUCCUGGGACAAAACGGUUUCAGGAGGAGAUGGCCGUUUGUGGAGUGACGGAGAAGGCCAGUAACACAGCGGGCCGGUGCCGGGAAGGGGCCUAGCCAACUUUGUACCCCAAUACGGAGACCGCUGCUCUUUCCUCUCCGUGACCUGACGUGUGCGCUUCUCAGCGGAACGCCGAAAAUACUCCAACAAGAUCUUAGAGUGCCAUUAACGUCUACUGGCAUAAACAUCCACCACGAAGGAGUCUGUUCCUCCUAAAACUCUUCCAUCUCUGUCCUGGUGCUAAGAAGUUUCUUCCUCUCACAUUUUGACCCCAGUUCCAAUGGAGAACCUCAGUGAACUGCAGAACCCGUUGCUGGACAAAAACAGUAAGCACAUGGUCAAUGGCUACGGAGGAGAAUUCCCCAAUAACCAAUACCAAGAAAACAUUAUUAACUACUUUGCUGGAGGAGGAGGGGGUGGAGGUGUGGGCAGUGGAGGAGAAGGAAAUGUAAAUAACGGGAAUGUAGUCAGUGGAGGAAGUUACAGCACCAAUGGAAAGAUGAAAUCGCAGCAAUUUCUGGACGCCACCUCACUGCAUCUGGCAGUUGAGGCUUUCUACAGGCCUAAUUUCAUCUUGUACAAGGAGGACAGCGGAAGCAUCAAGGCUAAGGAUUACAAAAGUGAGUGUUGUGAGACAACCUUUACCGAGAAAAAAGCAAAGGAGGUGUCCAACACAGCAGGGGAGGACACACCUGGCGCAGAGGACCCUCAGACCAAGCUGCAGGAGGACAGCGAACAUGUCAAGAUUCAAACCGUUUCUUACGAGGUGGAGGAGGAGGAGUAUGUGGAGUAUGAGACGGACUGCUCCAGUGACAGUGAGAGUGAAGAUAACUUCAUAGUUGUUCCACCACGAGACCACCUUGGCCUGGCUAUAUUCUCAAUGCUCUGCUGUUUCUGGCCAUUGGGGAUAGCAGCCUUUUACUUCUCACAGGGGACCACCAAGGCAGUGAACAAAGGAGACUUCCCGCUGGCUAACAUCGCCUCCCGGAGGGCUUUGUUCCUUGCUGCCCUCGCCAUCACUAUAGGCACUGGUGUUUAUGUAGGUGUAGUGGUAGCUCUCAUUGCUUACCUCUCUAAACCAGGACACAUAUAGCAGAAGCCCCCUCUUUUUCCCACCUCCUGGGAGCCUGGGAAGAGAACAAACCCCCUCUGGGGAGACAGAGUUGCACCUGCAGACUUUGAGAAAACUUUUAUGGGGAUGUAGUUUUCUUCCCGUUCUUUUUUCCAUCCACCUUCCUCUCUUUCCUACCUUCUCUUCCAAAAGACCCACGGGCAGCCAAGAUUAGCCACAGUGACUGGAGACAGGUCAAUCUUCAGGGUAGGAUUAGGGAACAGAGGAGAAGGAAACUUCUCCCCUGACUCCAAGGUUGUGAUGGAAAAAUGUCAUGUGAGCCCAGUUUGCGUUCAGUUAACUUAAUCCAGGUUGGGUUCAUCGCUCUUUGACUGGAUUUUAUCUUCAAAGUCUCCUAAACUGAGCUGUAAAGGGAAAAAAAGAUAAUACCUUACUGAAAUCACCUAACUGACUGUCAUCAUUAAAGACGUUAAGAAAUAAGACGCUCAUUCAAACCAACACUGUAUUUAUUACAGCUAAUAUCUCAAACGUCUUUGAGCAGACUUUUCAUGCAGGUGUGCCAGCUAUGAAGGCACAUCAGUCUUUGAUUCAUAAACUCAGACUAUUGAUAUUUGUACUGGAUUGACUCCCUCACAAAUAAGGAAUAAAGUUAAGUAUAAAUGUAUCCAAUGUCGAGAUAAUGUCGAGAGAGAGCCUUUAACUUUGUCUCUUUUUGUCACGUUACAGCCACAACUUCAUUGUAUUUUAUUGGAAUUUUAUGUGGUAGACCAACACAAAGUAGCGUAUUUUGUAUUAACCGAGACAUUCUGUGCAAUCACCCUGCCCAUUCCAGAGUACAGCUGCGUGUUUUUGGACAUGUCUCUAUCAGCUUUUCAUGUCUAGAAAGCAAAUUGUUUCCCCUUCUAUUUUGCAGGAUAGCUCAAGCUCAGUCAGACUACAUGAACAUUGAUUUUCGGGUUUUGCCACAGGCUGCCAAUUGAAUUUAGGUCUGGCUGUAUGUUAAGGGUCAUGGUAAUGCUGGAAGGUGGACCUCUACCUUAGUCUCAAGUGUUUUGCAUACUCUAACUGUUUUUACCAUGACUGUUUCAAGGUAGAGAUGGUCUGUUCAAAGUUCAGGGUGCUUUGCAAUUCUAGUUUUUGCCAAAGAUUUUAAAUAUAGGCCAUUUUUACAUGACAAUGAUUGUUUUUACAGUCUACACAACAAAUUUUCUUUCAAAUGGCAACGCUAGAGACAUAAGGAGGGUGUAAUUCCCCUGCCACGCCACUUGUUGGUGGUAUGUUCUUUGAAACUCAACAAUAUGCGCAAACACUUGCUGGUUACAAAACGGGGAAGAAAAUGAGCAUAUCGUUCGAUUCAAAAAAGUCAGCAGCACAAGUAAGUACUCUGCAAUCUGCCAUUGUUAUUCGGAAUCAGAAUCAGAAUCAGAAAAGCUUUAUUGCCAAGUACGUUUUUGGACAUACAAGGAAUUUGUUUUGGCGUAGUCAGUGCAAUACAAUACAAAUUAAACAGUAUAAACAUAUCUACAAU
Molecule: messenger RNA, 2917 nt
Organism: Girardinichthys multiradiatus
Lineage: Eukaryota; Metazoa; Chordata; Actinopteri; Cyprinodontiformes; Goodeidae
Gene: syndig1l
Product: synapse differentiation inducing 1-like
Exons: 4
Coding region: 598-1410 (270 amino acids)
Cellular component (GO): intracellular membrane-bounded organelle; membrane
Source: RefSeq, a predicted model, not a curated record